Molecule: messenger RNA, 1325 nt
Organism: Oppiella nova
Lineage: Eukaryota; Metazoa; Arthropoda; Arachnida; Sarcoptiformes; Oppiidae
Source: the annotation of a GenBank genome assembly
AAAUAAUUGAAAUCUUUUUACUGAAAUAAUGCGAAAAUGUUUAAAUCGGUGAAACUGUUAACCCGGACAGCGCUGCCACUGUUAGCGCCGUUUUUGCGUCGAAAGACAUUCCACAGUCAACCCAAGUCUGUCACCCAUUCCGAUACAAUGAAGGUCUCAGUACUUCCAGCCCUUGAAGACAAUUAUAUGUAUCUAUUGAUCGACGAGAAGUCCAGAGAGGCGGCGGUCGUGGAUCCGGUCGAACCCAACAAAGUGUUGAAUGCAGUGAAAGAGGCAAAUGUGGUGUUGACCACAAUCCUCACUACUCAUCACCAUUGGGACCACUCGGGAGGAAAUGCAGAGCUCGUUAAAGCUAUGCCGUCGCUCACUGUUGUCGGCGGAGACGAAAGAGUGGGAGCACUGACUAAGUUGGUUAAGGGCGGGGAUAAGCUUACUAUCGGAGGGCUUAACAUUGAAUGCCUGUUCACUCCGUGUCACACAAAGGGACACAUUUGCUAUUUUGUUACUUCUAGUGCCGACCCCAACACUGAUCCUCUCGUGUUUACAGGUGACACACUAUUCGUUGGCGGAUGCGGAAAGUUCUUUGAGGGAACUCCAGAACAAAUGCAUAAAGCGUUGGUUGAAGUGCUCAGAGAAUUACCCGACAAUACUAAAGUGUAUUGCGGUCACGAAUACACGGAGACUAAUCUCAAGUUUGCCAAAAGUAUUGAACCAAACAACAAAGACAUUCAGGAAAAGUUAUUAUGGACUCAGGACUUGCGCUCAAGGAAUGAAGCGACGAUUCCAUCGACAAUAGGGUCCGAGAAGAAGACCAACCCUUUCAUGAGAGUUGACGUCCAAAGUGUCCAAAAAGAGGUCAACAAAGAGGACGAUGCGAUCGCAACGAUGGCAGAGUUGAGACGAUUGAAGAAUAACUUCAAAGCUAACUAAGUGUCCAAUUAGUCGAUGGUUUUAUUUGCGGACUCUUUGUUAGAAUUAGCGGCAAAUAUCUUCAUUUCGUUCUCAUAGCGAAUCUUAUCGUUAUUAAACAGAUUGUAGUAAACCUAUGAUUAUGUCAAAUGUAGUUAUUAUACAAAUAUUAUAUUUAACCUCUUAUGCAGUACUACCGUAUAUCAUAUACCGGUAUAUAUAUCUACAAAAUUGAAAUUAAUUGUCCAGUAAAUUAUCAAAUAUAAAGAUGAUGUGCACCUGUUUGGCAGUGACCGACAAUUCGUGCCAUUGCUGGGCCAGAGCUUUGGUCAGUUCCUGGUGUGUCAUCUCUGUCUGCAACCAAUUGAAUAUUAUUACCGAAACAUUCAUUUAAAUAAAUGUUUAAAACAAAUACA